AUGCUCCCCACAAGGGAGAAUGGGGGCAGCGAAUGGUCAGAUGGCCCAAUGGACGAGAACGAGUGCUAUUUUUCCAAGGAAACCGUGUGGGCCAUAGUCAUGCGGAGGUGUGGGAGACGCCGAGUCGCAAAAGAGGAUGUCUUGGCAGGAAUGGGUGUGGAUGGCUUCAGUGGGAGCAUAUCAACUACUACUCCCAACUCAUUCUCUGAGUUCAACAUCGGUAGACGUAUUCACUUUGAGGAUCAGGUUGAUGAAAGCAUGGAGCCUCCAAGGUCCAACGAAGAAGUUGGGCUCCCAAUCCUCCAGCGUAUUCUUUUCUGCGGCCGUUAG
Messenger RNA from Parascedosporium putredinis, 330 nucleotides. The record is from the annotation of a GenBank genome assembly. NCBI's taxonomy places the organism in Eukaryota, Fungi, Ascomycota, Sordariomycetes, Microascales, Microascaceae.